Prunus mume (Japanese apricot) is the source of this 846-nucleotide messenger RNA. NCBI's taxonomy places the organism in Eukaryota, Viridiplantae, Streptophyta, Magnoliopsida, Rosales, Rosaceae. The record is from RefSeq and is a predicted model, not a curated record.
AUGCGCGCAGAAGACGUUGAGAAGCUUGUGAAUGACCGACUUCGAGACUUGAAGACUAGCGGGAACCUCGAGGAUGCACUACGUAAGGAGAUGGAUCAGGCGAUCUCUACUCCUUUCACCCCUGAAAUCGAGCAGGCUGCUCCCCCGAAGCGAUUCUCAACGCCUUCGUUUACGCAUUUCAAGGGAGAUUCCGAUCCCGAGAGCCACCUAAAACACUUCAAAAGUGUCAUGAUCCUCCACAAGGCCGACGACGCACUGAUGUGCAAGGCGUUCGCAAUGACCUUGCGAGGAACAGCUCAGGACUGGUUCCACACCCUGCCGUCUAGGUCGAUCAACAGUUUCAAGGAACUUGCCUAUGUCUUCACUAAAGAAUACACUUCUUAUCGGACGAUCAAGAAGAACCCAGAUCAUCUGUUCAACCUACGCAAGAAGCCCGACGAAUCCAUUCGAGAUUACAUCAAGAGGUUCAAAGCAGAAAAGGCCAACAUCGUAGGGUGCGACGACCAAAUCGCAUCAUCUGCCUUCAAGAAAGGUCUUCCAGCAGAACACGAGUUAUACCGUGAGCUGACUAUCACUCCCAGCCAGACUUUAGCAGAGGUCUUCGCGACCGCAGAACGCUACGCGCUCUGGGAUGAUGAUCGAAUUGCCGCGAAGAAGUCCACUGAGCAGGGAGAUCGGCAGACCAAGCGGGCGGGCCAAAGAAGUGAUGGAUUUAACAACAAGAAUAAGGACAAGCGCAGGUCACACCCACAAGAGGACGCUAAGGCAGGAGAGAACUACACCAAGUUCACUAUCCCUAUACAUCAAAUCCUAGCCCAAGUAAAAAACAAACCUUGGGUUCUUUAG